GUGUGCUGUUUUCUCUCUCUCUCUCUCUCUGUCACUGUGUGCUAUAAAUAGCCAGACAGAGAGCCUUCUCUCUUCACAGUGUCUUGUUCAGAAAGUUGAACUACUAUUGACUGAGAUAAAAGCUCCAGGAGGUGACAGCAAUGGCGGAUCCGAGCUCAUCUGGCCCAAAUCCUGACCCGAAAACUAAGAAGGAUUUUUCCACUGCUAUUUUGGAGCGAAAGAAGUCUCCUAAUCGACUUGUGGUUGAUGAAGCUAUCAAUGAUGAUAAUUCUGUGGUGUCCUUGCACCCUGCUACCAUGGAAAAACUUCAGUUUUUUCGGGGUGACACUGUGCUAAUAAAGGGGAAGAAACGAAAAGACACAGUUUGCAUUGUUCUUGCUGAUGAACAAUGUGAAGAACCGAAAAUCAGAAUGAACAAAGUUGUAAGGGCUAAUCUUAGGGUUCGUCUUGGAGAUGUUGUGUCGGUUCAUACUUGCCCUGAUGUCAAAUAUGGGAAGCGGGUUCACAUCCUUCCAAUCGAUGAUACAAUUGAAGGCGUAACUGGAAACUUGUUUGAUGCAUAUUUGAAGCCAUACUUCUUGGAAUCUUACCGGCCUGUGAGGAAGGGUGACCUUUUCCUGGUCAGGGGUGGGAUGCGAAGUGUUGAGUUCAAGGUCAUUGAGACAGACCCUGGUGAAUACUGUGUUGUUGCUCCCGAUACUGAGAUUUUCUGUGAGGGAGAACCUGUGAAACGUGAGGAUGAGGAAAAAUUGAAUGAGGUGGGCUAUGAUGAUGUUGGAGGUGUUAGGAAGCAAAUGGCUCAGAUACGCGAGUUAGUAGAGUUACCUCUUAGACACCCACAGCUCUUCAAGUCCAUUGGAGUGAAACCACCUAAAGGUAUUCUGCUUUAUGGACCACCUGGGUCUGGGAAAACUUUGAUUGCAAGGGCUGUAGCUAAUGAGACUGGAGCAUUCUUCUUUUUGAUUAAUGGACCUGAAAUAAUGUCAAAGUUAGCUGGUGAGAGUGAAAGCAACUUGAGGAAGGCAUUUGAAGAAGCUGAAAAGAAUGCCCCAUCAAUCAUUUUUAUUGAUGAGUUAGAUUCCAUUGCUCCAAAGAGGGAGAAGACUCAUGGUGAAGUGGAAAGGCGUAUAGUAUCGCAACUUCUGACUUUGAUGGAUGGUCUCAAGUCCCGUGCACAUGUUAUUGUCAUGGGAGCUACAAAUAGGCCAAACAGCAUUGACCCUGCUCUGAGGAGGUUUGGAAGAUUUGAUAGAGAGAUUGACAUAGGUGUACCGGAUGAAGUUGGAAGAUUGGAAGUUUUGAGAAUCCAUACAAAGAACAUGAAACUUGCAGAAGAUGUUGAUCUCGAACGAGUUUCAAAGGAUACCCAUGGUUAUGUCGGUGCUGAUCUUGCCGCUCUCUGUACUGAGGCUGCUCUUCAGUGCAUCCGUGAGAAAAUGGAUGUUAUUGACUUGGAAGAUGAGGAAAUUGAUGCUGAGGUGUUGAAUUCUAUGGCUGUGACGAAUGAACACUUCCAGACUGCAUUGGGUGCUUCAAAUCCUUCAGCAUUGCGUGAAACUGUUGUGGAGGUACCUAAUGUCUCAUGGGACGCUAUUGGUGGAUUGGACAAUGUCAAAAGAGAACUUCAAGAGACUGUUCAAUACCCAGUGGAGCAUCCUGAGAAGUUUGAGAAAUUUGGCAUGUCACCUUCUAAAGGUGUUCUCUUUUAUGGGCCACCUGGUUGUGGUAAAACCCUUCUUGCUAAGGCAAUUGCCAAUGAAUGCCAGGCGAAUUUCAUUAGCAUCAAAGGCCCCGAGUUACUGACAAUGUGGUUUGGAGAAAGUGAGGCAAACGUCCGUGAGAUAUUUGACAAGGCUCGCCAAUCUGCUCCUUGUGUUCUUUUCUUUGAUGAGCUGGACUCGAUUGCAACUCAGCGUGGAAAUUCUUCUGGAGAUGCUGGUGGUGCUGCAGAUAGAGUCUUGAACCAACUUCUAACUGAAAUGGAUGGAAUGAGUGCAAAGAAAACAGUUUUUAUCAUUGGAGCAACAAACAGGCCAGACAUUAUUGACCCAGCAUUGCUCAGGCCUGGACGUCUUGACCAGCUCAUCUAUAUCCCACUCCCAGAUGAAGCUUCCCGUCAUCAGAUUUUCAAAGCAUGUUUGCGGAAGUCACCCGUCUCUAAGGAUGUUGACCUUGCAGUUCUUGCGCGUCAUACCCAUGGUUUUAGUGGUGCUGAUAUCACUGAGAUAUGUCAGCGUGCCUGCAAAUAUGCCAUCAGAGAAAAUAUUGAGAAGGAUAUUGAGAAGGAGAGAAGAAGGGCAGAGAACCCAGAAGCGAUGGAGGAGGAUGACAUUGAUGAGGUUCCCGAGAUAAAGGCAGCACACUUCGAGGAAUCCAUGAAAUUUGCCCGCAGAAGUGUCAGUGAUGCUGACAUCAGGAAGUACCAGGCAUUCGCUCAGACUCUGCAGCAAUCUCGUGGGCUUGGAUCCGACUUCCGGUUCCCCCAAACGGGCACCACUGCAGGAGGAGCAGCUCCAGACCCUUUUGCUUCGGCCCCAGCUGCUGCAGAUGACGAUGAUCUGUACAGCUGAGCUGAAAGCAAUAAAUGUAGUUGUCUAGUUGACGGUGACGUUCUGUAGGUUAAAUUAAUGUUCAAUAUCUGGCUUUCGCUUUGGUGCUUGUAUUUUGCCGUGAAAGAAAGGCAUUCAGCAAUGCUUUUCUAAGCACUAUCUUCGUACCAUCUAUGUAGUAAUUUAUCUUCUCUAUUACAAGGGUGUUUCAAAGGAACAA
Rosa rugosa (rugosa rose) is the source of this 2769-nucleotide messenger RNA. RefSeq names its product cell division cycle protein 48 homolog. Lineage: Eukaryota; Viridiplantae; Streptophyta; Magnoliopsida; Rosales; Rosaceae. Bases 141 to 2570 code for a protein of 809 amino acids. The record is from RefSeq and is a predicted model, not a curated record. The transcript has 9 exons. Gene Ontology annotation, molecular function: ATP binding; polyubiquitin modification-dependent protein binding; ATP hydrolysis activity. Gene Ontology annotation, biological process: autophagosome maturation; retrograde protein transport, ER to cytosol; mitotic spindle disassembly. Gene Ontology annotation, cellular component: VCP-NPL4-UFD1 AAA ATPase complex; nucleus; cytosol.